Molecule: messenger RNA, 897 nt
Organism: Folsomia candida
Lineage: Eukaryota; Metazoa; Arthropoda; Collembola; Entomobryomorpha; Isotomidae
Product: BTB/POZ domain-containing protein 6-B
Exons: 3
Coding region: 1-897 (298 amino acids)
Molecular function (GO): protein binding
Source: RefSeq, a predicted model, not a curated record
AUGUUUUAUGGACAAUGUCUCCUGUGGAAGGAGAACAGCAAUGAUAGCUCCUCAAUCGUGAUGAUUUCCGAUAUACAUCCUUCAGUGUUCGAAGUGCUCAUAGAGUAUCUUUAUACCGGAAAGUUGGGAAUGCGCAUAUCCGUCAGCGACUCCAUUGAAUUGAUGUACGCUGCUUCUAAAUAUUGCGUGGAUGAUCUCGUGCUCCAUCUAAUUUCCUUAAUCUCCGAACUCAUUACACUUGACAAUGUUCUGACAGUCCUGGAAGCAGCGAUCCUUUUCAACUAUGCAGAGCUGAAGGCAAAGUGCUGGACAUGCAUUGAGUGUGAUACAGAUCACGUUUUUCAUACGGAAAAAUUUGUCCAAUUAGAAAGAAAUGUCCUCCGGGAAAUUAUUCAGCAUGAGCCGCUUAACGUGUCAGAGAUUGAUGUGUACCAUGCUGUAGUCCGAUGGGCAAUUGCACACUGCGAAACUUGUAACGGCGAUGAUGACGUAGAGCCAAACCCUGAAGAUUUGAGGAAAGUAAUUGGUGAAGAAAUUCUCUAUCUUAUUAGAUUUCCCACAAUGCAUCCUGUGAUAUUUUCCGACGGCCCAGCAUCAUCCGGAAUACUAUCGACGACCGAAAUCAAUAAUAUUUUUCUAAAAAAGUUCUCCACGAAAGCUCCGAUUGCUAGUCUUUUCAUCGCUACUCCUAGAAUUCGUAUAGAAACACCGCUAAAUUGUCCUUGUGCACAACAAGCCAACUUCUGCUCAUUCUGCUCAGACCACUCAUCAGAACGGAAGUCAAAAGAAAUCAACAUGUUUUUAAGCCCUAAUUGUUAUUGUCGAUGUCGAAUGAGAAAAUACUGUCCCCGAAGAACAAUUUCACGAUACCUGCAACUCCAACAGAAUAUCUUAUAA